CUUUUGUAGAAAAGGCUAGACUAAGGCAUAUUCGGACGGUAGUCGUCUAAGAAGCAAGAAACAUGGCACCUACAGCUAUAAAUCUCGCAUUUCUUCUCAAUAUAGUAUUUUUACUUGUUGUUACGAACAUCCAACCAUCAUUGUCUGGCGAAUACUCGGGCAUUCUUUCGAAUCUGUAUAGGCAAGCCGCCGAACAGAACCGCCCACUGGUACUCGUUCUUGACAACAGUGCGAAUCGGAACUCAAACAACAAGGAAUCGGAUUAUCGCUCCAACUCAAAUUCUAACAGCUACAGUUCUAAUUCUAACAGAUACAAUUCCAAUUCCAAUAGUAACAGAAAUAGUUUGAGCAGUGGAAACCGCAACGAUGAUUCUUCAAACUCAUUGGUAUACCUCCUCGAGUUGGCACAACAGGUCUCCAACAGAAACGAUCGAGACAGCAACAAUAAGGGUGACAGUAACUCCAAUAGCAACAACAGACUAAACAGUGACUACAGGAGCAACAACAGAAAUGACAAUGACUACAAUAACAACAACAGGAAUGACAAUGACUACAAUAACAACAACAGGAAUGACAAUAACAACAACAACAACAACAACAACAGGAAUGACAAUAACAACAACAACAACAGGAAUUACAAUAACAACAACAACAACAGGAAUGACAAUAACUACAACAACAGGAAUGACAAUAACAACAACAGGGAUGACAGCAACUCCAAUAAUAACAACAGACUAAACAGAAACUACAGGAGCAACAGUAGGAGUAAUAGCAACUACAAUAACAACAACAGGAACGACAAUUACAACAACAAGAACGAAAAUUACAACAACAGGAACGACUAUUACAACAACAAGAACGACAAUUACAACAACAGGAACGACUAUUACAACAACAAGAACGACUAUUACAACAACAAGAACGACUAUUACAACAACAAGAACGACUAUUACAACAACAGGAACGACAAUUACAACAGGGAUGACAAUAAUUACAAUAACAACAACAGAGAUAACAGUUAUUCUUAUAGUAACAACAGAAUAAACAGUAACUACAGGAGCAACAGUAGGAGUAAUAGCAACUACAAUUACAACAACAAGAACGACAAUUACAACAACAGGAACGACUAUUACAACAACAAGAACGACAAUUACAACAACAGGAACGACAAUUACAACAACAGGAACGACAAUUACAACAACAGGAACGACAAUUACAACAACAAGAACGACUAUUACAACAACAGGAACGACUAUUACAACAGGGAUGACAAUAAUUACAAUAACAACAACAGAGAUAACAGUUAUUCUAAUAGUAACAACAGAAUAAACAGUAACUACAGGAGCAACAGUAGGAGUAAUAGCAACUACAAUUACAACAACAAGAACGACAAUUACAACAACAAGAACGACUAUUACAACAACAGGAACGAUAAUUACAACAACAAGAACGACAAUUACAACAACAGGAACGACAAUUACAACAACAGGAACGACAAUUACAACAACAGGAACGACUAUUACAACAACAAGAACGACUAUUACAACAACAGGAACGACAAUUACAACAGGGAUGACAAUAAUUACAAUAACAACAACAGAGAUAACAGUUAUUCUAAUAGUAACAACAGACUAAACAGUAACUACAGGAGCAACAGUAGGAGUAAUAGCAACUACAAUUACAACAACAAGAACGACAAUUACAACAACAAGAACGAAAAUUACAACAACAGAAACGACAAUUACAACAACAAGAACGACAAUUACAACAACAAGAACGACAAUUACAACAACAAGAACGACUAUUACAACAACAGGAACGACAAUUACAACAACAGGAACGACAAUAAUUACAAUAACAACAACAGAGAUAACAGUAAUUCUAAUAGUAACAACAGGGCAGUCAGUAACUACAAUAACAACAACAAUGACUACAAUAAUAGAGGUGACAGCAACAACAAUAAUAACAACAGGAGUGACAGUGACUACUAUAGUAACAACAGGAGUGAUAAUGACUACAACAGCAACAGUAACUCCAAUAGAAACAACAGGAAUGACAAUAACAACAACAACAAUUACUACAAUAGAGGAAACAACAACUACUAAAGACCGGAUUAUAUGCAUCAUAAAAUGUGUCAAAAAAUGUAUCAUUAAAUAUUUGAAAAAUA
This is a messenger RNA of Helicoverpa armigera (cotton bollworm), 2167 nucleotides long. Its product is annotated as probable serine/threonine-protein kinase clkA. The transcript is spliced from 3 exons. Lineage: Eukaryota; Metazoa; Arthropoda; Insecta; Lepidoptera; Noctuidae. Bases 63 to 2105 code for a protein of 680 amino acids. The record is from RefSeq and is a predicted model, not a curated record.